This is a messenger RNA of Lathyrus sativus (Indian pea), 1170 nucleotides long. Lineage: Eukaryota; Viridiplantae; Streptophyta; Magnoliopsida; Fabales; Fabaceae. The record is from the annotation of a GenBank genome assembly.
AUGGUUAGUGUGUCUGAAAUCCGCAAGGCUCAGAGGGCAGAAGGCCCUGCGACAAUCUUGGCCAUUGGCACUGCAAACCCAGCUAACUGUGUUGAACAAAGCACAUAUCCUGAUUUUUACUUUAAAAUCACUAACAGUGAGCACAAAACUGUACUCAAAGAGAAAUUCCAACGCAUGUGUGAUAAAUCUAUGAUCAAGAGGAGAUACAUGUAUCUUACUGAAGAAAUUUUGAAAGAAAAUCCAAGUGUUUGUGAAUACAUGGCACCUUCGUUGGAUGCCAGGCAAGACAUGGUGGUGGUAGAGGUACCUAGACUUGGGAAGGAAGCUGCAGUGAAGGCCAUAAAAGAAUGGGGUCAACCCAAAUCCAAGAUUACUCACUUGAUCUUUUGCACCACAAGUGGUGUAGACAUGCCCGGAGCCGAUUACCAACUGACGAAACUCUUAGGCCUUCGUCCAUAUGUGAAGAGGUACAUGAUGUACCAACAAGGUUGCUUUGCCGGUGGGACGGUGCUUCGUUUGGCUAAGGAUUUGGCCGAGAACAACAAAGGCGCUCGUGUGUUGGUUGUUUGUUCUGAAGUCACUGCGGUUACAUUCCGCGGUCCUAGUGAUACUCAUUUGGACAGUCUUGUUGGACAAGCAUUAUUCGGAGAUGGAGCUGCUGCACUUAUUGUUGGUUCUGACCCUGUACCAGAAAUUGAGAAACCUAUCUUUGAAAUGGUUUGGACUGCACAAACAAUUGCUCCAGAUAGCGAAGGUGCCAUUGAUGGUCAUCUUCGCGAAGCUGGACUAACAUUUCAUCUUCUUAAAGAUGUUCCCGGGAUUGUCUCAAAGAAUAUCAACAAAGCACUGGUGGAGGCAUUCCAACCAUUAAACAUUGAUGAUUACAACUCAAUCUUUUGGAUCGCUCAUCCCGGUGGACCUGCAAUUCUAGACCAAGUUGAGGAAAAGUUAGGCUUAAAACCCGAAAAGAUGAGGGCCACAAGGGAAGUACUUAGUGAAUAUGGAAACAUGUCAAGUGCAUGUGUAUUGUUCAUCUUAGACGAGAUGAGAAAGAAAUCGGCUCAAGAAGGACUUAGGACAACUGGAGAAGGCCUUGACUGGGGUGUGUUGUUCGGGUUCGGACCUGGACUUACCAUUGAAACUGUUGUUCUCCAUAGCGUGGCUAUUUGA